Molecule: messenger RNA, 3762 nt
Organism: Aphidius gifuensis
Lineage: Eukaryota; Metazoa; Arthropoda; Insecta; Hymenoptera; Braconidae
Product: SUN domain-containing protein 2-like
Exons: 3
Coding region: 1886-3760 (624 amino acids)
Source: RefSeq, a predicted model, not a curated record
AUAAUAUAAUAAUGUCAAAAAAAUAUAUUAAAAUGGAUAAAAUAGUAAAAACAAUUGUUCAACAUAGUGAUAAUGAUAAAAAAGAAUUUUCAGAUGCAUUAAAUUGGUGUGUACAAGAAUUAAAAAUAAAUAAUUAUUAUGACAGUGAUGUUAAUAGUGAAACAAUAUCAUGGGAAUCAAAAACACUUGGUGAAGAAAUAUAUUUAUCAAUAAUUGAAAUAUUACGUAAAAAGCCAUUAUUUGAUGGUGAUUGGGUACUUGAUACACCUGAUAAUACAAAUUGUGAAAUAAUUAAUAUUGAUGACAAUAAUUAUGAUGCUACUCUAAAUUCUCAUCAACGAAUUACUAAUAAAAAUACAGAUGUCGUGAUUGGCGUUGAUCGUAAAUCUGACAAUAAUAAACAUUGUAAAUUAAUUCGCGUUAAUAAUAAUAAUAAUAAAAAUAAUGAUGAUGAUGAUGAUAAUAAAAUUAAACAAAAUAAUAUUAUUAAAAUUAAUCAAAAAAAAAUUGUUUCAAUUGAGAGUAUUGAGACUGAUUUUAUGAAAAAUAAAAAAUCUCAAAUUAAUAAUAAUAGAGUACCAAUUGUUGUUGUUGAAAAAAUAAAUAAUGAUAUUAUUAAAUCAUCAAUUAAUAAUGAUUCUAAAAAAAAAAUAAUUAGUACUGUAACAUUGGAUAAUGAUGAAAUAAUAAAAUCACCAGGUGAUACUAUUAAUGCUGAUGAUGAUGUUGAAGAAUUUGAUCCAGUUGGUGGUGAUGAUGAUUUGAGUAUUGAUCAAGAUAGUACACAUGAAGAUGAUAAUGAUAAACUUGAUGUUCAAGUUAUUGAAAAUAAUGAUGAUGAUAAAAAAUUAUUUAUUAUUCCUUGUAAUAAUAAAUUAAAAAAAGAUAAUAUUAUUAAAUUUAUUGAACAAAUUCAUGUUGAUGAUUUGGAGACUGAUUUUUCACAUAAUAGAACAUGUGAAAUUGUAUCACAAGCUCCAAGACCAGAAUCACCAAUGUCAACUUGUUCAAUAUCUGAAUUUGAGCCAAUUGAUGAUGACGAUGAUGAUGACGAUGACAACGAUGAUGAUGAGGAUGAUGAGGAGGAGGAUGAUUGCAGUGAUGAAAGUUCUAGUGAUAAAAGUUACAAAAAUGAUAAUAAUAAAAAUUUGAGUAAUAUGGAUAUUGUUGAAAAUGAAAUAUUUGAAAAUAAAAAAACAAAUAAACAAGAUAAUAAUAUUAAUAAAUUAUCAAAUAACAUAUUGAUUAAUCAAAAUAUUAUUUUAGAUAAAAAUAAAUCAUUAUCAAAUAAUAAUACUAAAAUCAAUUUGACUGAAAAUAAAAUUAAAAAUAAUCAUAAUACAAUUAAAAAUAAUACAAAUAAUAAUCAUUCAACAUUAAUGAUUAAUGAUAGACCUAAAUCAAUACCAAACUUAAUUAGUGAUGAAAUUUUACCAAACAAAAUUAAAGUUAUUAGACUACCUCCAGAUAGUAAAAGUGAAAAUAAUAAAAAUGAAAUAAUUCAUAAUAUAAAUAGUAAUAAAAAAAUUAAUGAAUCUGAAAAUAAAAUAAAUAAUGGACUUCAACAACUUAUGAAUAAAUUAUUAAUGGCUAAAAAUUCUGCAAUUGAUAAAAAAAUUCAUAUUAAUACAGAUAAUGUUGAAAAAUAUGAGGCUGAAAUAUUAAAACAUUGUGCACAAAAUAAUACUCAUUCAAUUGUUGAAAAAAAAUUACUAACAAAUGACAUUGUUAAUGAUAAAUUUAAGACUGUUAUUUUAAAUGAUGAAUCAAAUAAAAUAAAUAAUAAUAUACCAUUAUUAUCAUCAUCAUCAUCGAGUGAAGAAAAAUUGAAGAAUUUGAAUCAAUUAUUGUAAAUACUGUUGAUUUGAUUAAUGAGGAUGAGCCAAUGUUAAUUGAUGAUAAUCAAAUUGAUAGUAUUGAGACUGUAUGCCUAGAUAAUGAUGAUAUAAUUGAAAAUAAAAAUUCAACAUCUUUAACAGCUGAUGUUAUUGAUAAUGAAGAAUUUGAAACUGAAUAUUUAACAAAUGAUGAUGUUAAUUCUGUUAAAAAUUCAUGUGUCAUCAAUGAAUUGAAUGACGUUGAAAAUGAUAAUUUAAAUAAAAUAGAUACUGAUAAUAAUUUGCAAUCUAGCAAUAUUAUUAAUGAAAAAAAACAAGAUAAAAUAAAUGUACUUGAUGAACAAAUACAAAAUUUGGAAGAUGAAAUAACAGUUUGUCAUAAUACAACAAUUGAUAAUAAUUUACAAGCUGAAAAAAAUAAACAAAAAAUAUUAAAUGGUAAAUCAUCAAGUCAAGUUGAUAAUGAAGACAUUGAAGAAUUUGAUCCUGAUCUAGGUAGUGAUGUAGAUAAUAUUGAAAAUAAAAUCAUUGAAACAGAAUCUGUGCUUGAAACAAAAAAAGAUGAAAUAAUUGUCAGUACAAAUAAUCAACUACUUGAAAAUGUUGAUGAAGAAAAAACAGUUAUAUUUGAUAAUAAAAUACCUGAUGAUUGUUUAAAUGUUAUUAACCAAAAUAUAGCUUUUGAUAGUAUUGAAAAAAUUGUAGAAGUUGAAACACAAAUUUCAAAUGACAACGAUAUAAUUGUAAGUAAAAAUAAGUCACUAAUUGAACAAGUAGAAGAAGAGCAAAUAAUAGAACCAGUACAACAACAACAUCAACUAACUAAUAAUAUUGAAACACAAAUUAUUGAUCAACAUCAAGAAGAACCAGUACAACAACAACAACAACAACUAAUUAAUAAUAUCGAAACACAAAUUAUUGAUCAACAACAAAUGAUUGUUGGUCAAGAUUUACCAAUGAUUUGUGCUAAAGAAGAAGUAGUUAGUUUUAGAAAUAAUUGUAUAACUAAAAAUGAUGAUUAUGAUAAACCAAUAAAUCAAGUUAUACAUAAUAAUACAGAAUUAAUAAUUACUAAAAAUGAUAUUCAUCAAUUUGAAACAUUUGGUGAUAGAAUUACAAUUGGUAGUGAUAUUAUUAUUGAACAAGAUAUAUCAUCAAAUAAUACAUCUGUUUUAUUAAAGCCACAUGCAGGAAAAAAUUGGAAUAUUGAUAACGAUGUUCCACUUGAUUGUACAAAAAAAGAUAAAGCAAAUUGUGACGAUGAACAAAUACCAAUAACAAAUGUUAUACCAUCAAUAAUUUAUCAACAAGAUAAAAUAAUAUCAUUAAAUUCAACUCAACAACCAAUUCAACAGUCUGUUAUUGAUUCGGUGUUUGACAGUGAUCAUGCAUAUCCAACACAAGAAGCUACAAUGAUUCAUGGUAAUGAAUCACUUGAUUUACAAAUUGGCAGUCAACAUGUUAUUCAAGCAUUACAAAAUGGUAUUGGAGAACAAUAUUGUUCAAAUUUAACUGAUGAAAAUUCACAAAUAAAUCAAGAAGAAGAGCAGCCUGUAUUUGCUGAUAAAGUAUUUAAUGAUCAAAGAUAUUUUAUACAGCCAAUAUUUGAUCCAAUAUCAGGAAGUAAUUUAGUAUUAAAUCAGUGUCCAGUACCAACAACACAAAUAUCACUUGAUGGUAAUGAAGAGCAUGGUCUUGCUUGGAAUCAAAGAGGAAAAAAAAGAAAAUCAAUGGAAGAUAUUGAUGAAGAUGAGGAUGAGGGAGAAGAUGAAGAUGAAGUAGGUGUUGCUGAACAAAGUGUUUCAAUGAAUUCUCCUCAUUCAUCUAGAUCAAUGUUUACAAAUGAUAAUCAAUAUACACCAUAUGAAGAAGAAAAAGAAGAAGAUGAUAAUGAAUAUCAUCCACCACUCGUAGAAAUCUAAAU